AUGCCUUCCAGGAUGUGCCACUCCAUCCCCAACCCGAACUCUCACCCAACCACCGGCACAAUCCCCCUCCUAAAAAACAACAAAGACUGGCCAAAAUGGAACCUAGAAACCCACCAAACCCUCAAAAAUCGCGACUUCACCUCACUCCUAAAAGACACCAACAAACCACCACUCUCAUCUCCAGCCCAACUACGCACCUGGAACCACGCCCAAAAAACCGCCUGCGCAAUCGUCAUCAGCAAACUAACCCCCACAAUCGCAAAAGCAAUGCACCCCCAUAAAACUCUCGAAACUCUCCUCAACGCCGUGGAUAAAUAUACAAACCCCACACCCAGCGAAGCACUGGAAAUGCUCGUCUCCCUCUGGACUCGACUUUCCACCCUCCAUUCGUCACAACAUGCCAGUAUCACGGACUAUUGUGCCGAAGCCCGAGAUAUUGGCACGCAGUAUCACCGACUUGGAACAGCUAUUUCCGACACUAUUCUCUCCUGUGCGUUCAUUGCAGGCCUUCCGUUUGAUUGGAAGGAGUGGAAGAUUCGACGUACCCAGAAUGAAACGGUUUUAGUUCCGUGGGAUGAUUAUUCGAGUUCGACGUUUACGUUUGAGAAUCUUGUGCGCGAUGCAUUGGAGGAGGAGGGUCGGUUGUAUAGAGCUGCUCUGCGGGAUGAAGAUAUUAAAUGGGGUUUGAAAAUUAGAGAUGUGGGCGUGAAUGAGGUGACUGUUGUUGAUUUUUGUACCGUUUGCCAUGGGGUUUUUCAUACGGCGUCGGCUUGUUCGGGGAUUUCAAGUUUUUCGCAGGUGAGACGGUCUCGGUCUCGUCGGAAGGCGAAUAGUGGUUUGAAGAGACGGGGGGUUGAUUCGAGAGGACGGUAUGCGCAGGCUGCUACUGGUAGUCUGGGUGCUGCCAUUAAAUUGGGGUUGGGGAGUGAUGUGUUUUUAUUUAGUUCGUGA
Molecule: messenger RNA, 951 nt
Organism: Penicillium cosmopolitanum
Lineage: Eukaryota; Fungi; Ascomycota; Eurotiomycetes; Eurotiales; Aspergillaceae
Exons: 1
Coding region: 1-951 (316 amino acids)
Source: RefSeq, a predicted model, not a curated record